This is a messenger RNA of Penicillium diatomitis, 861 nucleotides long. RefSeq lists its product as uncharacterized. NCBI's taxonomy places the organism in Eukaryota, Fungi, Ascomycota, Eurotiomycetes, Eurotiales, Aspergillaceae. The record is from RefSeq and is a predicted model, not a curated record. The coding region runs from base 1 to 861 and encodes 286 amino acids. Gene Ontology annotation, molecular function: protein binding. The transcript has a single exon.
AUGUCCAUCUCAGAGCGUUCCGGAGAAACCGAGCAGUCCUUCACCCAAGACUCCAACCCUACCGUCGGGCUUAUGUCUCUGCCUCCAGAGCUGCAGAUCGCGGUCUUUCAAAGCCUCGACUCUCUUGAGGAUAUUGCUUGUCUGAGUGGUACUUGCAAGCAGCUGCAUGGGGUUCUCAAUGCCCAUAUUCCGUUGAUCUGUGAAACCGUUGCGGCUCGAACACUUCCCUGCUACAAUGAGAUGCGUGCCGUCGUAGCUGAACAGGGCUUACUUGCCACUGAUCACCCAAUCACUGAAAUGAGUCUGAUCGCUCACUUUGCUUCGAUGUCCCACAACAUGGAUAAGCUGAUCACCUACUACCACACUUUCUGGGUCAAUAACAGCCACAACGACCCCCGAAUUUCCCAGCAGCUGUCCCCGACUGAACAAACCCGCUUCAUCAAGGCGCACUACCAGCUCUGGGCCAUGAUGCUGGUCAGCCAGGACCAGCGCGCCCAGAAAAUCUCCGAGUUGGAUCUAGAGCAAUCGAUCCUGCUCUCGGAUUUUCUCUGCAUCUUCAGCCCUGAGAUCAUUAAUGAUGCGGCGGUCCAGAAGUUGGUGCGGCAGGUCCCUCGCUUUGGCAGGGUACUUCAGCGUGCCAUCCGGGGCCAUCGCAAUCGGCAGUUCGCCCUCCAGCUCGGUGUUGAAUAUCACCCCAUCAGUUGGACGCCCUACCAGCCGCCUUAUCGGUUCGCGUGGUGGUGUGACAAGCAACAAGACCUGUUGCACCGAAUGCUUUCGGGAGCCUUGUUUGAGCAAGGAGGAUCGGCGCACCAUCCCAUCGAAAUCAUCGAUGACCUUGAAGAUGCCCAGGAAUGGUGA